GUUGUGUUCUUUUUUUCCCUUUUGAUUGACAGACUCGUCGUCUGCUCUGUGAAUUUACAUUUUGGGACCGUUCAACCUCUGAUUUCUUACAGAAGACGUAACAAAAUAUUGGCGACAGAUUGUACACCUGUCGUUAUGUCUAUAAAUCAACCCAGGCCACCCAGGCAACCCAGGUCCCGGAGCCGACGCAAGGCGCACCCUCCAGGACCGGACCCAACCGAAGCCGACAGGGAAGAUGAGGAGGGAACCGUGAAGAAAUCUCCAAGCCGACGCAAGAAAGCGGGUCUGCACAAGAAUAAAAAUGGCAAUCUAAAAGAGAAAUCAGGAAAGAAGACCAGAAAAAGAACUGUGCAUGAUGACACAGAUGAUGAUGAGGAGGACGAGGUGGAUUUGAACAUUGAUGAAGACAAUGAUGAUGAUGAUGAUGAUGACGUGCAGGUAGUUGUUGAUGAUGAUUAUGAAGAAGAGGCAUUAAGAUGGUUCUUGAUAAGCCUUAGCUAUGUAGUAGGAGUCACUCUAGCUCUGCUGUUGGGGUUCGCCUACUAUACCUGCAUCUACACAAUACAUGAAAAUCAUCUCUGGUUUAGCAGCAUAAUGGAGGUGGAGCGAGAGAUUUCCUUCCGAACAGAGUCCGGGUUGUACUAUUCCUACUUCAAGCAGUUUGUCAAUGCACCAACAAUAUCACAAGGUUUUUAUGAAAUCACAAACGAUAACACAACAGAAAAUUGGAGGACCAUCAAUGUACUUCAAAGAUUCAACAUUUAUCAAGAGAUCUUUCUUGCACUGGUGUACAGAAUAUUUCCUUUUAAUCAGAGUUCAUAUUUACCCAUCUUUUUUUACAUCAAGUCUGUGUUUGCUCUCCAUGGAGUCUACUUCACGACUAUCUUUGCCAUGGCAUGGCUUCUCAGUAACUCCUGGCUCUCUGGGUUACUGGCAUGUACUUUCUUCAUCGCUAACAAGGGGAAUGCAACAAGAGUUGACUACACAAUACCUCUGAGAGAAAGCUUUUCUUUGCCAUUCCUUUACAUGCAGAUGGCAGUCAUUACAUAUUACCUCAGACCCACAGUUAUUCAUAAACAGAUGGUAUGUCUUGGCUUGAUCGCUGCCACCACGUUUCUGUUUGUGUUGACAUGGCAGUUUGCUCAGUUCAUCCUGCUACUACAAGCCAUGGCUCUGUAUCUAGGAGCAAUUACCGGAGUCAUACCCAUCAAAAAGGUCAAAUACCUCUUCAAUAUUUGUGUGGCAUCCAUCCUAGCAGUAUUUAUCUUGCAGUUCUUCAACAAGAUGUUACUAGGUUCUCUUGCACUCAGCUUUGUGGUCAUGGCACUCAUAGACUUCAGGUUGCAAGCUGAGAGACUGGCGGUUACAAGCAUCUCAGGUCAACUCCUCAAAUUGAUUGCAAGAUUGGUCUUCACAUGUGCAGGAAUGUUUAUCCUCAACUUUGCAAUUAAGAUCCUAAUUGGCCUAGAUGCGGAUCAGCAUAUUUUCAAGUUCAUCACUGCCAAAUUUGGACUUGCUAAUGCUAGAGAUUUUGAUGUUUUGCUGUACAAGUGCCACAGUGCCUUUGCUUUCUUGCCCAUCCAUGUAAUAAGAGACAUGACAUCGACCCUUCUCUUCCCGCUCUACACGGCCGUCGUCUUCGGCUUGCUCUCCGUCCUCGUCCUAGCAGUUGUACAAAACUGGAACCUGGAAUCUGAGAUGUCGGCGAGCAAGAAAGAUGAUGACAUCCACAGACCUACCACCUCCUCCUCCACACCACCUCCUUCACCUGAUACCACCAUCCUCUUUAGACCGGACCUUGCUUUCCACACCCUACAGACAAUCCUCUUUGGUCUCAUGGCCUUCGCCGUGGUCCGCAUGAAGUUCGUGUGGACCCCGCAGAUGUGCGUCCUGGCGGCGUUCGGUGUCGGCAACGCAUCGAUAUGGAGAUUGUUGCUAGGGAAGGCUGGAUGCAAGUCAGAAACAGUGGUUCAAUGUGUACGUCAUGGUGUUGGGGUAUUCAUCAUUGCAGUUGCCAUCUACUUGUGUUAUCCAGAGAUAUCAGCAGAGCUGAAUAACCUCAGGGAAUUCUAUGAUCCGGAUACAGUAGAGCUGAUGAACUGGAUCAGUCAGCAGACACCAAAGACAGCUGUAUUUAGCGGGAGCAUGCAGCUACUAGCUGGAGUCAAGCUGUGUACAGGCAGGAGAUUGACCAAUCAUCCUCACUACGAGGAUAAACAGCUCAGAGAUAAGACAUUAGAGCUGUAUCAGUAUUACGCCCGGCGGUGUGCUCAAGAUGUGUAUGACAUCCACAAUGCGACGGGGACUGAUUAUAUCAUCCUGGAAGACAGUAUCUGCUACGCAAGAUCUUCUGAAGUAGGCUGCAGACUCCCUGACAUACUGGACAUCAUGAAUGGACAUUUGUACAGUGAGGCCAACCCAGCCCUGGAACCGGACCUGAGGAUCGUCAAGACCAGGCGCUUCUGCGAUGCCAUCCAGAACGGAGGCCAGGACUUCAUGCGACUGUUCAAGAUGGUCUUCCAGAACAGGACCUUCAGAGUUUAUCAGGUCCUAGCACAAAGUCAAGGAGGCUGAUUAUACACCAAAGUCUGAUUUCUUCUUAUUUUACUAUUUAUUCAAAAAUAAUAAUAUUUAGCCCUCCACAUGCUACUUUACUGGAUAAAAUCAAAAUAACACAGAAAUGAGUAUAAGGUUACACAUGUUUGACUCACUUGGUUACAAGGUGGUUCUCUCAUUUAUUUAUACAAAUAAGAAUUGAAUUGACUGCCACUCACUAAAUAACAAAUUUUCUGUACAUACCAGAAGAAUUAUAAAUAUAUCUUUCAAUAUUAUAAUAUUAAACAUUUUGUUUGUGUCAUUACACCAAAUACAGGAACCCUAUUGCUGUUACUAUUAUUUAUUGAUCCAUUGUGUACUUGUUUUUAUUCUAUACAUCAUAAUCAUUAUGCUAUUAACAAAACAUUUGUUGUCAUUUAGUUUAAAGGAGGAGGGUCGUCAGUUACUGUGUGCAGAAGGUCAUUUUUCGCUGACACCAGAUUUGAUGGAAAUAC
Messenger RNA from Strongylocentrotus purpuratus (purple sea urchin), 3050 nucleotides. RefSeq names its product probable C-mannosyltransferase DPY19L3 (gene dpy19l3). Lineage: Eukaryota; Metazoa; Echinodermata; Echinoidea; Camarodonta; Strongylocentrotidae. The coding region runs from base 136 to 2574 and encodes 812 amino acids. The record is from RefSeq and is a predicted model, not a curated record. Gene Ontology annotation, molecular function: mannosyltransferase activity. The transcript has 17 exons. Gene Ontology annotation, cellular component: nuclear inner membrane.